AUGACCUGGCCCUUAGCAGGCUGCGAGGCUACCCACCAGACCACCGGGGCGACCGGAGUGUGUUCUACAUUGGAUCUCCACGGACUCAUUCUGACAGCACUUCAGACAGCAGCUGCAUGCCCCGCCAGCUUCUUGUUCCAUGCCUACCAUGGUGUUUUUGUACAGACAGCACUUCAGACAGCAAGUAUGCUGUAGUCGGCAAUCAUUCGUUUUGGUNUGACAGCACUUCAGACAGCAGCUGCAUGCCCCGAGCUUGUGUACCAUGCACCAUGGUGUUAAUUUUGUACAGACAGCACUUCAAACAGCAGUACGCUGUAGUCGACAAACAUUCAUUUUGGUUGAAUGCGGGACAAGUAAGGGCUGCUGUAGUCGAAUUGAAGUGUGUGGGCGUGUAGUUCAGUUGUGAGCAUGCAAACGUGCUGCAGGGAUUGCAGGUGUACCUCCUCGGGCUUGCGUACCAUUUUUCUUGCUAAUAGUGUGUGUGUUCUUUAGAUCUUCUGAUGGCUCUAGCAUUUUUGUGACCACGGACCGAGUCUUUGCCUUAUUUUGGGAUUAGCAACUGACACGAGUUCAAUGUGAAGAAAAACAACA
Ectocarpus sp. CCAP 1310/34 is the source of this 591-nucleotide messenger RNA. The record is from the annotation of a GenBank genome assembly. NCBI's taxonomy places the organism in Eukaryota, Phaeophyceae, Ectocarpales, Ectocarpaceae.